Molecule: messenger RNA, 808 nt
Organism: Hibiscus syriacus
Lineage: Eukaryota; Viridiplantae; Streptophyta; Magnoliopsida; Malvales; Malvaceae
Product: probable U6 snRNA-associated Sm-like protein LSm4
Exons: 8
Coding region: 140-568 (142 amino acids)
Biological process (GO): spliceosomal snRNP assembly; mRNA splicing, via spliceosome; nuclear-transcribed mRNA catabolic process
Cellular component (GO): U6 snRNP; spliceosomal tri-snRNP complex; P-body
Molecular function (GO): U6 snRNA binding
Source: RefSeq, a predicted model, not a curated record
UAAUUUAGGGUUUUAAGCCGAUUGAUUAUAUUUCUUUUCCCUUUUUUUUCCCUACCGCUACCAGAACCCUUUCCCCCCUGAAAAACCGUAUCUUGUUCUUCGUUAGGUUUCUGCUUCAUUCAAAGAAAAAGGGAAAAAGAUGCUUCCACUUUCCCUACUAAAAACUGCACAGGGUCAUCCCAUGCUGGUGGAACUGAAAAAUGGGGAGACGUAUAACGGACAUUUGGUCAAUUGCGACACUUGGAUGAACAUCCAUCUUCGUGAAGUUAUCUGCACUUCAAAGGAUGGAGACAGGUUUUGGCGAAUGCCCGAAUGCUAUAUCCGUGGAAAUACAAUCAAGUAUCUUCGAGUUCCUGAUGAGGUAAUUGAUAAAGUUCAGGAAGAAUCAAAGAGUCGUGCAGAUAGGAAGCCUCCUGGUGUGGGCCGUGGCAGAGGCAGAGGAGGUCGAGAAGAUGGUCCUGGUGCAAGGCAAUCGAAAGGACCUGGGCGUGGGCUAGAUGACGGUGCUAAGAGUGCUGGUGGAGGCCGAGGCAGGAGUGGUCGAGGUAGUGGCCGAGGUCGAGGUUGAUUCGAUGCCUGCUUUAAUUUGGGGGUAACAUGCUGGACUCGAGUUGGCGGUUAAUUUGAUCAAAAUGGUUUGCCUUAAGUGCCAAAUAUUAUGUACAUUGCGUAUUUCGGUUAAGGAACUUUGUAUGUAUUUUGGUUUGUCUAUUAACUUUAUGCUCUUUCUCUGACAGAGGUAAUAGCUUGUAAAGACAAAUUGUUGUUAAAUUUAUGGAUUGAAAAGAUUUUCGAACACAUUUUCUCA